Molecule: messenger RNA, 498 nt
Organism: Miscanthus lutarioriparius
Lineage: Eukaryota; Viridiplantae; Streptophyta; Magnoliopsida; Poales; Poaceae
Source: the annotation of a GenBank genome assembly
AUGUCGGACUGCAGGGUGGACAUCUCCGUUCUCAUGGACUUGAGCAUGUCCAUGACUUCGGCGAGGGAUGAAAUUGUGGGGUCCUCUGAGGACGAACCAUGCUCAGGAGACACAGACGCGACGGACCUGGGUCAGGAGCACAGCUCACGGUUGGCUGACCGUGAGCUCAAGGAGAUGCUGCUGAAGAAGUACAGCGGCUGUCUCAGCUGGUUGCGGUCCGAGUUCCUGAAGAAGAGGAAGAAAGGGAAGCUACCGAAGGACGCUCGGUCGGUCCUGAUGGACUGGUGGAACACCCAGUACCACUGGCCGUACCCUACGGAAGAGGAUAAGGUGAGGCUGGCGGCGAUGACUGGGCUAGACCCGAAGCAGAUCAACCAGCGGAAGCGGCACUGGAAGCCUUCGGAGGACAUGCGGUCCGCGCUCAUGGAGGGCGUCACCGGCGGCGGGUCCUCCUCCGGGACGAGGCUGUACUUCGACAUGGGCAUAAUCAGGCCAUGA